Messenger RNA from Hydra vulgaris (swiftwater hydra), 1796 nucleotides. Its product is annotated as nucleolar protein 58. Gene Ontology annotation, cellular component: box C/D methylation guide snoRNP complex; small-subunit processome. Gene Ontology annotation, molecular function: snoRNA binding. The record is from RefSeq and is a predicted model, not a curated record. Lineage: Eukaryota; Metazoa; Cnidaria; Hydrozoa; Anthoathecata; Hydridae.
AGAUUUUGUAUUUUUUUUAUGAAUAAAAAAUUAGGGUAUUAAAUAAUAACAUUUAAUAAUAAGGGAAUAAUAUAGGAUUUUUGGUUUAAAAUUGAAAAUGUUGGUUUUGUUUGAAACACCUGCUGGCUAUGCAAUUUUUAAGUUGCUUGACGAGAAGAAGUUAUCACAAGUAGAUGAUCUCUUUAAAGAUUUUGAAACACCUGAACUAGCAAGUAAAAUUGUCAAAUUGAAGCACUUUAAGAAAUUUGAAGAUACGACAGAAGCAUUGUCAGCUGUCACCGCAUCAAUUGAAGGCAAGAUGUCUAAAUCAUUAAAAAAGAUAAUGAAAAAAGUAGCAUCUAAAGAAAUGCACGAAGAGCUUGCUGUCGCUGAUGCAAAAAUAGGAAAUUUAAUUAAGGAUAAAUUUGACAUAAACUGUGUUUGUUCUACUGCUGUUAAUGAACUAAUGAGAGGGAUUAGGACUCAAAUGAAUGGCCUAAUCACAGGCAUAACUGACAAAGAAUUUACUGCUAUGUCACUUGGUUUGGCGCACAGUUUAUCUCGCUAUAAGUUAAAGUUUAGUCCUGAUAAAGUUGAUACCAUGAUUGUCCAAGCUAUAUCCUUACUUGAUGAUUUGGAUAAAGAACUUAAUAACUAUAUUAUGAGAUGUAGAGAAUGGUACGGAUGGCAUUUUCCAGAGCUUGGAAAAAUUGUCACAGAUAAUUUAGCUUACGCCAAAACAGUUAAAGCUAUUGGAUUUAAAGUAAAGACUGCGAGUACAGAUCUUUCAAGUAUUCUUCCUGAGGAUGUAGAAGAUGAAGUAAAAGCUGCUGCUGAAAUAUCCAUGGGUACUGAUAUAUCUGAUGAAGAUAUUGAGAAUAUAACAUUUUUGUGUGAUCAAAUCAUACAGAUUGCUGAGUAUCGAAUGUCAUUAUAUGAUUAUUUAAAAAAUCGUAUGCAAGCAAUUGCUCCUAAUCUUACUAUAAUGGUAGGUGAGCUGGUUGGUGCAAGACUUAUAGCUCAUGCUGGUUCACUUCUAAAUUUAGCAAAGCAACCUGCAUCAACAGUUCAAAUAUUAGGUGCAGAAAAAGCACUAUUUAGAGCAUUGAAAACAAAGCAUGACACACCAAAAUAUGGCCUAAUUUAUCAUGCAACAUUAGUUGGUCAGUCUAAUACCAAGUUAAAGGGAAAGAUUUCCCGUAUGUUAGCAUCGAAAACUGCGUUGGCUAUAAGAUACGAUGCACUUGGAGAAGAUAUUAACUCUGAUAUGGGUAUUGAGAAUAGAGCUAAGCUUGAAUCUAGAUUGAAAUUUUUGGAAGAUGGUGGAAUGACUCGAAUUAGUGGAAGUGCAAAAGGAGUAAAGCAUAAAAAAGUUGAAGUCAUAAGUGAACCAAUUCCUGUCUAUGAUAAUAACAAUGACUCUUCACUUAAGCGUAAAAUUAAGACAGAAGUUAAAGUUGAAGAAAUAGAAGAAGAAACUCCAAAAAAGAAAAAGAAAAAGAAGGAUAAGAAAGUCCUAUCAGAAAAUGAGGAAAUCGUUGAAGAAGUAAAAGUCGAAAAGAAAAAGAAGAAAAAAAAAUCUAAGGUUGAGUCAGAUUAAAAAAUUAAAUCACAACAAACUUUUAUAUUAAUUGCUUGAAGCGAGUUGGUUGAUUGGUUGAAACUAUUCUGAUUUGCUUGAAGAACCAAUGGAUUUUUUAUUGUUGUACGAUGUACCAAACUGAAAAUAAUUUUGAUAUUUUGUUUAAGUUGGUCUCUUUCCAACCUGUUAUAAGAAAUACUGAUUAUUUGCCUAGAUUAUACUUGAUUUGUAUCAA